This is a messenger RNA of Racocetra persica, 415 nucleotides long. NCBI's taxonomy places the organism in Eukaryota, Fungi, Glomeromycota, Glomeromycetes, Diversisporales, Gigasporaceae. The record is from the annotation of a GenBank genome assembly.
CUACGGUAUUUUCAGAUCUUAAGCUGGAGAAAUUAAUUAUUGGUUCAAGAACAGAUAUAAAAUCAUACGAGACAGCUGAACAACUUUAUAAAUCACCAAAAGUGGAUCAUCCCAAAACCAUUCAAGAACAAAAAGAUAUGCUUCUUAAGUCAGAAAAGGUUUUAGCCGAUUAUCUUCUUGAACAUCCUGAUAAAUUUGAUAAAAUUGCGGAGAUCAUACUCAGCACUAACGCUAACCAACGUCAGUGGGAAGCAAUCAAACAGGUUGACUUAGUUUCAAGGUUACAGGAAAUUAAAGUUCCAACCCUGAUAGUUCAUGGUGAAGUUGAUGAAAUCAUUCCUAUUGAUGAAGGUGAACUGCUUGAUCGUGAAAUUCCUAAUACACAAUUUCAUAGGAUUCCUAAAGUUGGGCAUGC